GGGCGGAGCCCACGCAGCCCCGCGCCGCCAGGGAGGGAGCGGCAGCGGCAGCCGGGAGGCCGCUGGCAGGGCAGGAGGGAGCCGGUGGGCACGUCGUCCCGGCACGGCCCGACCUUGCUCGGGAGUGCGCGGAGCUGCGGAGACCCUCGGCCGGGUGGGACAACGCCAUGGUCCCCGCCGACGUCCCGUCCGCCCUGGCGCUCAGGGCUGUGGGCCCCGCGGCCGCCACCCCGUACGGUGUCUUCUGCAAGGGGCUCUCCCGGACCCUGCUCGCCUUCUUCGAGCUGGCCUGGCAGCUGCGCAUGAACUUCCCGUACUUCUACAUCGCGGGCUCGGUGAUCCUCAACAUCCGCCUGCAGGUACACAUUUAGAGCCGCGCCUGCGUGGCCGGGCCUCCGGGGACCCGCAAGAUGGCCGCCUCCCAGGCCGCCCCGCGGCACCGCCGAGGUGCGCGAGAAGAGCGGGCAGACUCGCGAGAGCGCGCUCACGCGCGAUCCGCCCCGGGCCUCCCCUUCCCGGGAUGUGGAGGUGGGGAAGGCCUGCUGAGUCUGUUAAGAGCCGAGAUGUUCCAGAAGCGGAGACACUGAGACCCAAGGAAGUACCUAAGGAGCGCACAUCCGUAAACCCCUGGGGAAUCUUAGGAUCUGACGACGGGCACAGGCCGCGGUCUGAGAAAGGAAAACUAAGUUUCUCAAGAACCCAGAUUUACAACAAACUUACGAUCUGAAUUGAUCUUUGGGAAUACUGGACUGUGAGCUAGUCAUGGAGUCAGAGGCCUGUUACAUGAAUGUGAUCUGAAAAGUAUGUUCUCUCUUCCUCCCACAAGAGGAUACAUUGAAGCUGGGGGUCAAAGCCAUGUUCCCAGUGCAAAUACAACGGCAGGAUUUUGAACAAAUGGUGGCAGAGUGGGAGGAUAUCCCUGUCAGAGAGACAAUUGGAGCCAAAGAAAAGGAAGUUCAGUCAUGGCAGAAAAAAAGGACUGUUCUCUCAUAGUAAUGCAAGUGGACCACAUAUGGCUUUUUCCUUUAAAGGGAAUACUUAAUUUUGGUUACAGAGUGAAAUGCAGAUGUUACAAACCUUGUUGUGAAAAUACAGUUGACAAGUGGAAAAAUAAAUGGAAUGGCGGAGUCCUUGUGGAGUGGGACGGUACUAUGGAGAGUGACUGGGACGUUUCGUGGAUUAUGGACAACCCGAAAGUUUCUAACUGCUAAAUAGAGGGGGGUAACCACAUGAAGUAAGCAGGAAAUGCCCAAAGAUGGAGUGUUCUGAAUGUCCAAAAAAAAAGCAAAUACCUGAAUGUGUGCUAGAGAUUUUUCCAAGUCUGGGGUGAGUUAGUACUUACAUUUUAUUUUAAAAUUAAAACUGAAGUCAUUAUAAACCCCAUGAGAAAUAAAAUACAGUCAUAAAUUAUGCUGCCCUACCUCAUGUGACUGAUACUGUACCUGUAAUAUAAGUACUUGCUUAACAAGAAAUGAUUAUGUAACACUGGGGGGGCUUGAAGAGGAAAAGGAUGUAAUAUAAUGAUGGAAAGUCCAUCAAGAACUAUUACAGAGGGCUGGAGAUUUGGUUCAGUUGGAGAGUAUUGCCUAGCAUGCACAAGGCUCUGUAUUUGAUCCCCAACACUACAAAAAAGAUCUAAUAUAUAAAAAGCAGCAUAAACUACAAUUAGGAAAACCAAUGCAGAAACACGUAAGAGUUAAAAGAGUUAUUUCUGAAGAAAAGAAAUGAAAAUAGGUAGAGGAAAAGCAAGAGUUCGUUCUUUUUUGUUGUUAAUCUAACACUAUUGUGUGAUUCAUUUUUAACCAUGUAUAUGAUUUUCUUCAAUUAAAAUCUAAUUUAAAAUAUUUCACUUUAAAAAUUUCCCCAGGUAAUAUCUCCCACAGGUUAAAUGACACAGAAAGCUCAUGGGAUUGAAAUUCUAAAUCAUACAGGACACUGUUAGUGCUUGAUAAUAUUAAUAUAGAAGUAUUCUGUCUACUCAAGCUUGGAAAUAAUUUUCAUUUCUACUUGUGAUUUUUUUUCUUACAUAUAAAUGUAAUUGUAUUCUUUCAAAACUCAUGUAAGAUGAAUAUAUACUGUUACAGGCUCGA
Messenger RNA from Peromyscus californicus insignis, 2090 nucleotides. It is a transcript of the gene Smim10l1, whose product is annotated as small integral membrane protein 10 like 1. NCBI's taxonomy places the organism in Eukaryota, Metazoa, Chordata, Mammalia, Rodentia, Cricetidae. Bases 168 to 371 code for a protein of 67 amino acids. The record is from RefSeq and is a predicted model, not a curated record. The transcript has a single exon.